Messenger RNA from Labrus bergylta (ballan wrasse), 4627 nucleotides. Lineage: Eukaryota; Metazoa; Chordata; Actinopteri; Labriformes; Labridae. The record is from RefSeq and is a predicted model, not a curated record.
AUGUAUGCCUAAUCACUGUGAACAUGGCGGUCGCUGUAAACAGACGUGGGACAGUUUCAGCUGUAGCUGUGACGGAACAGGAUACACAGGAGCCACCUGCCACACAUCUAUCUAUGAGCCGUCAUGUGAGGCUUACAAGCACUUGGGCCGGUCCUCUGACACCUACUGGAUCGACCCUGAUGGCAGCGGACCCCUUGGCCCUUUUAAAGUCAACUGCAACAUGACAGAGGACAAAGUGUGGACAACGGUGAUGAACAACCUGCCCCCCAAAACCACAGUGACUGGCUCCAGUAGAGAGAGACGCACCGUCCUACAGGUUAACUACAGCGCCUCCAUGGACCAGAUGACAGCCAUCACCACCAGUGCAGGAAGCUGUGAGCAGCAAAUCGCCUACAGCUGUCGCAUGUCCAGACUGCUCAACACUCCAGAUGGGACUCCUUACACGUGGUGGGUGGGUCGUGGCAGCGAGAAGCACUUCUACUGGGGGGGCUCUGCACCCGGCAUCCAGAAAUGUGCCUGUGGCAUCGACAGAAACUGCACUGACCAAAAGUACGACUGCAACUGUGACGCCGACCACAAACAAUGGAGAGAAGAUUCUGGUCUCCUGAUUCAUAAAGAACACCUGCCAGUCAGCCAGGUUGCCGUGGGCGACACUAACAGGCCAGGCUCUGAGGCCAAGCUGACCGUUGGACCACUCCGUUGCCAAGGAGACAAUAACUACUGGAACGCUGCCUCCUUCACCACCCCGUCAUCCUACCUGCACUUUGCCACCUUCCAGGGUGAGACCAGCGCUGACAUCUCCUUCUAUUUUAAGACCAACGCACCCUACGGAGUCUUCCUGGAGAACCUGGGCAACACUGACUUCAUCCGCUUGGAGCUCAAAUCUCCAGAAGUCGUUUCCUUCUCCUUUGAUGUUGGGAACGGACCUGUAGAGCUAACGGUCAACUCGGCCACGCCCCUCAAUGACGACCAGUGGCAUCGCGUGAUGGCCGAGCGAAACGUAAAAGAGGCGGUCCUUCAGCUGGAUCAGACGUACCGUGCGUCCCAGCUCGCUCCUGCACAGGGACACACACGGCUAGAGCUGUUCAGCCAGCUCUACGUGGGUGCUGCAGGGGGACAGCGGGGCUUCCUGGGAUGUAUUCGCGACCUACGGAUGAACGGCAUCACCCUGGACCUGGAAGAGAGGGCCGAGGUCACGCCUGGGGUCAAGCCUGGCUGCCAAGGCCAUUGCACCAGUUUUGGGAUGUACUGCCAAAACGGAGGAAAGUGUGUGGAGAAAUACAACGGCUACUUGUGUGACUGCACUGACACCGCGUACGAUGGGCCGUUCUGUACUAGAGACAUUGGGGGUUUCUUUGAGGCAGGAACCCUGGUCAAGUACAACUUCAUGCCUGAGGCAGUUGCAGGAGCCAGCAGAGACUCAAAGAUCCUGACGCACCAGCUCACGCCACAGGAAGUGAAUCUCACAAAGGAGGAAGUGGCCUUCAGUUUCAGCACAUCCACUGCUCCAGCUAUUCUGAUGUAUGUCAGCUCCAGGACACAAGACUACCUGGCUGUGGUUUUAAGGCACAAUGGUUCACUGCAGGUGAGGUAUAACCUGGGAGGUCUGAGGGAGCCGUUUUCUAUAGACGUGGAUCAGCGUAACCUGGCCAACGGACAGCCUCAUAGCAUCAAUAUGUCACGUGUCGACAGAAGCAUCACCAUCCAGUUGGAUCAUUACCCUCCUGUCAGCUACACCCUCCCAGACGCCUCAGACACACAGUUCAACCUGGUCAAGACUCUGUUCCUGGGCAAAGUCUUUGAAACCGGACACAUAGACCCGGUCCUCAUCGAGCGCUACAACACCCCAGGCUUCGUUGGGUGUCUGUCAAGAGUGCAGUUCAACGGAAUCGCCCCCCUCAAGUCUGCACUGAGAACCACACCCACAGCCACAGCCGGUCAACCAGGCAGACCACCUGCAGCCGCCUCGCCAGGGUCGUACCAGGGCAAACUGGUGGAGUCCAACUGUGGGGCGUCACCUCUCACCAUCCCACCCAUGUCUGCUGCUACAGAUCCCUGGCAUCUGGACAACACAGAUCCAGAGUUCCCCUUCAAUGAGGAGAGAGUGAUUCCUGAUGGAGUCAACAGAGACUCAGCCAUCAUUGGAGGAAUCAUCGCCGUGGUGAUCUUCACCAUCUUAUGUACGCUGGUGUUCCUGAUCCGCUACAUGUUCCGUCACAAAGGCACCUACCACACCAACGAGACCAAGGGCGGUGGCGAGUCGGCCGCGGAGUCAGCGGACACGGCCAUCAUCGGCACCGACAACCCAGAGACCAUCGAUGAAUCAAAGAAGGAGUGGUUCAUCUAGCAGCCAAUGAGAGGAGACUCUGAGAGGAAGUGAUUAGUUUAACCACCCGUUGGUUUUAAUAGGAUUUGUGUCACAGCGGAGAUGAAGGCCAGGCCGUUCAGUGAGGACAAUAAUCUCCCGAAGAGAGCAGGAAUGUGGGAAAAGGCGUGUACAGAAGUCUUUUUUCUUUGUUUGAUUUGUAUUUUUAUAUAUCCAGAGUAUUAGAGAGAGAGAGAGAGAGAGAGAGAGGAGGGACGGUUAUGCGGUGCAGAACAGCUGUGACAGACUGUGCGUGUGCAUACUAACCGGCUUGUCCUCCUUUGUUUUUGAGAGUUUUCAGGAGUCCUUUGAAUACUGUAUAUGACAAAUAACUAUACUUACCAGGUUGUCUGAUGGCACAGAUGUAUUGCCAAUCUCUGUUGCAUUUAGAUUUUAUUUUUUAACAGAAAAAAUCUAAUAUAAAAAAAAUGAUCAAAUCAACCUGCCAAACCCCCCCUUUUUAAAUUCACCAGGCUGUGGUCACACCAGCCUGCCAACACUCCCAUCAGUCAAACCACAUGUGUUGUGGUAAUAUAGAGAUAAAAACAAAUGCCAAACCUAUACUUACACAAUAUUUUGUGUUAUUUUUCUUGAAAGAUUUAUUCAGAAUCCAACACAUGAACACCACGGCUAAAUUCAGAUCGAUAUAUCGCAAUGUUAUCAUAUGUGUGUCCAUUAUAUUGUAUUUAUGUGAAAUAUAGAGUUUUUAUGUUUAAAUGUUAUGACAUUCGAUUGUAUGGGACAUUCCUUUCUGAGGACAAGCAGGGAGGGGUUUCUCAGAGCUUGGGAAAUCAUGACACACCAUGGUUUGUUGAAUUCAGCACGGCAGCUUUCUUUUCAUUUGGACCGAGUGAAACCAGGAGCCUUCACUUAUUCCAGUCGGUUUGUUUCUUUGCCAAACACUUGAGUCUUACAUCUUUUUUUUUUUUUUUUUUAGAUCAGCUCAGACUUUUACGUCAAAUGUUUGACUUUGAGUUGAGAUCUUUUUUUCAGUAUACAUCCCAGACUGACGUGGUGCUGUAGAUUUACAAAGUGUGCAUGCGACUGCGCUUACAUUUUCAGGCCAGGUGGUUAAAAUGAGGACUGUCACAAUUAGAUGCAGCAACUCUAUACGUUGUAUUAAUGCAAUAACUAGAUGUGCUUAUAGGUUCAGCAGAAACAAAAGAAACAGUUCAACAUAAAACAAUUCGAUCUGGGAGCGGUUGACAUAAUUGGCUUACUCGUGCAUUGUGCCUUUAAGGUGCUGAGCUAUGCUACAUUGCCCCGAUAACUUAUCACAAAAAUGCAACAAAAACUGGACUACUGACUACUAUUUGUGAAUCCUCAGGAUGGAAUUAAAAAUGAUUGAAUCCGUGUUUUAAGGUGUUUUUUUUAUGUUUCCUAAUUUCACUGGUGCUCUUUUCAGUUUCCUCAUGGAUUCAGAAUCCUGCUUAUUAGUCUCCAAUCCUCACAAAGAUUGGACUUCUUUUACUGCAUAGCUGUGUGGGUUCCUAUGCAGCAGAAGCAUUGACGUAAUGUAGAGGGGAGCUGCAAGGCUGCACAAUACAUAACAAGUUUACACCUACCCGCUGUGAUGCCAACACACACACACACUCACACACACACAAGCAUGACAGAGCGUGAGUCAAGGUUGUUCUUUAGAUUCCGAGAGCCCCGUGUUCAGAAGUAGGAGGCUGCUGCUUUGUCAACACUGAAUUAAACUUCACUCUAACUGCGCCACUGUCAUCCAACAUGCAUCUAAAACACGUACAAUGUAUAUUUUUCCAAACCAUUUUCCUAUCUUUGUUGCUUUUGCUUACCUUACCAUAUAGCAUUUACUGAACAAUGUGUUCCAGUUUAAAACUAGCUGCCAAUUUAAAUAUUGCUUUGUUUGAUUUUGUAUGUCUGGUCAAAUUGCUGCAAUUUUGCCCCCUUUUCCAUGUGAUUGAAUGAUUUUGUACAUCCUCAUGGUUGAGUGCAAACUGUACAUCAGUGAUAUACAUCGGUGAUAUUUGUCAGAGAAACCAGCCUGCCUUCUAUGCAUCCUCAAAGAAGACUCUCUCUGUCCUCACAUCAAAUCCAUGAAGGCAAAACCAGUGACUUUCCCUUUUGUCAAUAAUAACUUUUACUAAGACUAUCCAUAAAACACACACACACACUCACACACACCCCUGACCGGGUUUGGACUUGGUUACAUUGGGUUAUCAACAUAAACAGUCAACACCAUAACCCAUAUGUUUGCUUUCAGUUCUAUUGAGUUCAAUAAAGAGUGUUUGAUCUUUA